AUGGCCACAGAAGAUGAGCUGAUUCGAAUACCAUUUAAGAAGAUUGUAUAUUACAUUAGUGGACUGCCAUUCUUCGGCCUAGCUUUUUGUGUAAUAUACAGUUUUUUGUUUCAUUUCGAGGCUGCGAAUGCGACACAUUGUGGAGUGCCAAAUUGGUUACCUUCGAUAUCAGCAGCUGUGGCCAAACUCGAACCAGAGCGAUAUGUGUGGAGAAUAGCUAUAGGACUACAUUGUGCGCCUAGGAUAGUACUGGCAGUAGCUUUUAGGUAUGUUUUUGUUGUUUUUUUUGUAAAUUUAGGUAUGAACAAGAGUUAUAAUGUCAGAAGUUGGCUAUAAUGCGUGAAAUGGCAAGAACUUUCUUUACAAAACAGAAAACGGCAAGAACUUUUUUUAACAAACAAAAAACGGCAAGAAAUUACUUUACAAAACAAAAAAUGGCAAAAACUUUCUUUACAGCCAAUUUGUUUUUACAUUUUCAGAAAUUUCCUAGUAAUAUCGCCGCUACGGUCUUUAAAUACGACAUUCCUCAAUGUUAUGGCCAAUAUAGGAUGUUUCGUUAACUUGGCCGAAAUAUUGUUUCUUCUUAUGUUAUCAUCGAUAUCUUCAGGGGAUAAUUAUGGUAAGUUGUUUAUUAUUUUGUUGAUUUUUAGGUUUGGGAUAAGGUUUAACGAUUUUUGUGAGGAAAAUGGAUUUUAAAACAGGAUUAAAGGUAAAAUACGGCCUCUUGUCCAUUUGAAUCACAAGUUUAAAUUUUCUUAAUUUGCAAAUUGAUUUCAAUUUUAAAAAACGUUGUUUUUUAAUUUGUUUGAUGGUAAAGCACGUCGUUAUCUUUGACCUGUUAGGCUUAAAUUUAAAUGUUUUAUGCGCUUCUAAAUGUAAAAAAAAAUUUAAUUUUAGCCAUGCAUAAACUGUCGUUUAUUGGAUUUUUGGUAUGUGGCUUUGUUUAUAUGCUCAUAAGUAUCUUCUUGUUCGACUAUUCUGGCAGAAGAAGGACGGUUUCUGUGGUAAGUUACUUUUUAUGAUUUAAAAGGGAGUUUUUCUAGAUACCCCUUGCGAUGCUUUUUCUUUUAGCACGAUACCUAUAAAGGAUUUUAUACUUUUACAAAAACUAUCUAAUUUUGAAUCUACUACUAUAUAAACCUCACUUUCAGGGUGAAAAGUCCUACCAGUACAAGAUCUUUUGUUGUGGAGCUUCUUUCAUAUCUCUCUUCUUUGCAUUGUAUUUCUUUUACCGACAUAACACCUACUGUGAGCCGGGUAUCUACACUUUCUUUGCUCUUGCAGAAUAUGGAGUGGUCAUUUUCAACAUAUUGUUCCAUUCAACCUUAUACUAUGACUUCUUCGACCGACACUUUUCUAUUAUUUCCGGAGGGUUCUCGGCCAGCUCAUAUCAAAUGUUACCCAUGCAUAGGGAUGAUUAA
Bursaphelenchus okinawaensis is the source of this 1421-nucleotide messenger RNA. The record is from the annotation of a GenBank genome assembly. NCBI's taxonomy places the organism in Eukaryota, Metazoa, Nematoda, Chromadorea, Rhabditida, Aphelenchoididae.